This is a messenger RNA of Sinocyclocheilus rhinocerous, 1846 nucleotides long. Its product is annotated as protocadherin gamma-C3-like. Gene Ontology annotation, molecular function: calcium ion binding. The coding region runs from base 419 to 1846 and encodes 475 amino acids. Lineage: Eukaryota; Metazoa; Chordata; Actinopteri; Cypriniformes; Cyprinidae. The record is from RefSeq and is a predicted model, not a curated record. Gene Ontology annotation, biological process: homophilic cell-cell adhesion. The transcript is spliced from 2 exons. Gene Ontology annotation, cellular component: plasma membrane.
GUGUCUUCAUAUUUAUAUUUUUUUGCAUGGCCUGUAUAUUGUUUGUCUUUACAUGUGCUAUUUUGAAUCUUCACAUUUAAAUCUAAUUUUCUCAAUUUGAGCGCAGCAACAAGCACUGAAUUGAUGGGGUUGGAGUGCUGGACAAAAAAAAAAAAAUACAAAUAAUGCGGUAAAUAGAAAACUACCUAUUGUAAUAAGGCUGUUCUCUUCUAAUUGUGUAUGUUCAUGCUGUACUCACUGAGCGUCGCUAUUCUCUAAGAAAACCCUUUUGAUCAUAGUCUCAGUCGCCAUGACAGAUUUCCUGUAGGAGGAAAGCGCACAAAGGAUCGCGCCAUGACAAGAGCUUCGCUGAGUGUCCUAUUCGUUUCUCUGACCAUUUCAUGACCGCGAGGAGUACAAAUAUCUCAAACGCUGCAAAAUGGAGGGAUGCGUAAAGUCACAGUUUUGGAGGUAUGUAACGGUCUUUCUGUUUUUCUCCGCUAUUUUGGACACAGUGUCCUCUGUUACACACUAUUCUAUUCCAGAGGAAAUGGAGGAAGGCUCUGUUGUUGCUAAUUUGGCGUCAGAUUUGGGACUGGAUGUGAAAACACUGAGUAGACGAAAAAUGCGACUGGACAUUAUAUCUAACAAAAAAUAUCUGGAUGUCAAUAAAGAGACAGGAGAGCUCUAUAUAUUAGAAAAGAUGGAUCGAGAGUUCCUCUGCAGUGUUAAAACAUCAACCUGUUUUAUCAAAAUGGAAGUGAUACUCGAAAAUCCUGUUCGAAUAUUUAACAUUGAAAUUGAAAUUGUUGACAUUAACGAUAAUGCUCCCCAGUUUCGGAGAGAUGCGAUCCAUUUGGAUAUAUCAGAAUCUACAGCAGUCGGAGAGAGAUUCUCGCUCAGUAAUGCGGUGGAUCCUGAUAUUGGCUCGAAUUCGAUUAAAGCUUAUUAUUUGAGUGAGAAUGAUCAUUUUGACAUUGAAAUACAAACAGGAAGGGACGGGUCAAAAUUUGUUGAUUUAAUUCUUAAAAAUCCUUUAGACAGAGAAAAACAAGCUUCACAUAAUUUGAUACUCACUGCCGUGGAUGGCGGAGUCCCCGCGCGCUCUGGCACUGCUAGCAUUAUUGUGCGCGUUCUGGACACGAAUGACAACGCCCCUCAGUUCUAUAAGGACAGUUAUAAUAUAAAUCUAACAGAAAACGCACCUAUUGGAAGACUUGUAGUGAAAUUAAACGCGACAGAUAAAGAUGAAGGCUCCAAUUCAGAUAUAAUUUACUCCUAUAGUUUGUAUACCUCAGAGAAAACACAGCAGACAUUCAGUCUGAAUCCUGACAAUGGAGAAAUCAGAGUAAAAGAAAUGAUUAAUUAUGAGGAUUUCAGGAUAUAUCAUAUGGAAAUUAUAGCAACAGAUAAAGGAGUUAAUAGUCUCUCUGGAAAGUGUAAAGUAAAGAUUUUACUCACAGAUAUAAAUGACAAUCAUCCUGAAAUUUCCAUAAAAUCAUUCUCAAGUCCAGUUAAAGAGGAUGUACCUGUUAAUACAGUAAUCGCAGUUGUUAGUGUGAGUGAUAAAGACUCAGGAGAAAAUGGACAGGUAGAUAUUCAUAUUUCUGAUUAUUUACCUUUUACGCUCAAAGAAUCGUCUAUCGACCAUCGCGGAUUCCACUCUGGUCUCCAACGAUGCCUACUGGUACAGUUUAUUUCUAGCAGAGACGAGGAAAGGAAAGCUGGUGGUCAGACAGCCUGUGCCAAAGGGAGCGAGAUACAUCGUGUCCAGUUUACCGAGGAGCACAGGACUGACCGAGACCAGCGACUCAGCUGCAUCUACACUACAGUUCAGCGUAUUUUGGGCAUUCGUAAUUUUCUUUAA